Molecule: messenger RNA, 387 nt
Organism: Ostreobium quekettii
Lineage: Eukaryota; Viridiplantae; Chlorophyta; Ulvophyceae; Bryopsidales; Ostreobiaceae
Source: the annotation of a GenBank genome assembly
AUGGACCUGUUUGCACCAUGUUUGUUGGGUUUAGGCUGGCCUGACACAAUUGAUAGAAUGAAUAGGACAGAUGAGCCAGUUGAGAUCGCAUAUCCUGCCAGAAGAUCUGCCUCACCAGAAUGUGUCCAGCUUUUAACAUGUUGCAAGCACACCGUGGUGAAGCACGGAUGCGAUGACAAUGCCAGGGGGAGGUCGGACUGUUCAAAAGAUGCCCAAAGCAAGCCAGUUCUCAGUGCGCCCUCUGCCAGUUGCAUGUUUGCCAUGACUGAUAAGAUAUUUUGCUUGGUUAUUGCUGUGACAAAUGAGCAAGCACUGCCAUUCAUCCUCCCCAAAGGUGCAUCGGCGCGACUGUUGCUGUUAGGAAACGGAAUCAAAGAAAUUUCUUGA